AGCUCUCUUGAUUAAACAUAUCCUAGCUCGGAUUUUGCACAGAAUUAAGUAGCCGGAGGCGAAUAAUUAUUUAAAAUACACACAUCGUGUAUAAAAAAUAAUUCGUAUAUUUUCUAAUUAUUAUCAUCAGUUGAAUUGUGAGUGAAUUCCCAACCUUAUUCUUUAACUUGACUCUUAGUUUCAUUUCUUUUCAAUGCUAAAAUUUUCAAUUUUAUCAUAAAUCUGUUCUACAAUAAUGCUGACUUUACCAAUAUUUCUGCGAAGUGAUCUCAAACUAAUUUGUGUUAGUGACAAAAUCGCGAAACUAUUUUCAAGGUUUAAAAAUAAAGAGCUAUUCAAAGUACCAAUUAUGGGUCAAGAAGAUAUCCUUAAACGCAUUAAGGAAAAUAAUGCCCAUGGUGAAGAAUUAGUAAAAUUCAUUGAGCAAAGAAUUCCUGCACUUCGUAAGGCAAUGGUUGAGCAAGGAAAUAGGGAAGCUGAGGCCAAUAUUUUAGCUAAAAAUAAGCUACUCAAAGCACAGCUUGAAUUCUUUAAAAAACGUGUCAUCGAGCUUGAGAUGAUGAAUGGUAUUGAGCAAUAUUCUUUGCCGGAUAAAGACAGCAAGGAAUAUGUGUCUUCUUCCAAUUCCUCUUCAAAUAAACUAACAGAAACAGUCGUGUCUAAGCCAACUGCUGAAAAUACCAAAGAAGAACCAAGCAAAGAGUCAAAGAAAUCAGGUAAACAGCCAAAAGAGACAAAGAAAGAAAAAAGUGAGAAACCUGCAAAGUCUGAAAAACAAGCAAGUGAUGAAGGUAAAGAGAUUGACGUCAGUCGGUUAGAUUUGAGAAUAGGGCGUAUUCUGUCUGCAAAAAAACACCCUGAUGCUGAAAGCUUAUAUGUAGAAGACAUUGAUGUGGGGGAAGAUAAGCCUAGAACUGUUGUUUCUGGUCUUGUAAAGUUUGUGCCUCUGGAGGAGAUGCAAAAUCGUUUAGUGGUCGUGCUGUGUAAUCUCAAACCGGCUAAAAUGAGGGGAAUUACUUCUGAAGCUAUGGUGAUGUGCGCUUCCACACCAGAUAAAGUUGAAAUCCUGUGUCCACCAGCUGAUUGUGUACCUGGAGAUAAAGUGGUUUGUGAUGAAUAUCCUGGUGAACCAGAUCAACUGCUUCCACCAAAGAAGAAAAUUUUUGAACAAGUUGCUCCUGAUUUGAAAACUAAUAAGGACUUUAUUGCAACGUAUAAAUCAGCACAGUUGAAAGUAGUUAAUAAAGGGGUUAUUAAAUCAUUAACUUUAGCUGAAGUUCAGAUUAAGUAAUUAUCUGGCAUUGUUCAAUGUCAGUUGUAUGUUUAAAAUAAUGAAUAAAAUAACUAUGCUUUA
Messenger RNA from Parasteatoda tepidariorum (common house spider), 1354 nucleotides. It is a transcript of the gene AIMP1, whose product is annotated as aaRS-interacting multifunctional protein 1. Gene Ontology annotation, molecular function: tRNA binding. NCBI's taxonomy places the organism in Eukaryota, Metazoa, Arthropoda, Arachnida, Araneae, Theridiidae. The record is from RefSeq and is a predicted model, not a curated record.